Molecule: messenger RNA, 976 nt
Organism: Coffea eugenioides
Lineage: Eukaryota; Viridiplantae; Streptophyta; Magnoliopsida; Gentianales; Rubiaceae
Product: 50S ribosomal protein L9, chloroplastic
Exons: 6
Coding region: 62-658 (198 amino acids)
Biological process (GO): translation
Cellular component (GO): ribosome; mitochondrion
Molecular function (GO): structural constituent of ribosome
Source: RefSeq, a predicted model, not a curated record
AUGCAAAGAUAAGACUCAAAAUAUUUCGACGAAAGAGUGGAAGUAGAAUAGUAAACUAUCAAUGGCAUCAGCAGCAGCAAGUCUGUCAUGGGGUUCAUCCUCUUGGUUCAGCAGUCACUGCUUAACCCAAUGCAUGAGACCUGAAGCCACAAAAUUGCCUGAGAAAACUUCAAUUUUAAUGGUGGUGGCUCAAAAAAAAGCCAAGAAAACCAGAAAGAUUAUACUGAAAGAGGAUGUAGCAGACUUAGGCAAAAAGGGUCAGCUUAUGGAUGUUAAAGCUGGUUUUUAUAGAAAUUAUUUGUUCCCAUUGGGCAAGGCUCAAAUUGUGACACCCCUACUUCUCAAGGAAAUGAAGAUGGAAGAGGAGAGAAUUGAGGCUGAGAAAAAGAGGGUGAGAGAAGAGGCACAACAGCUUGCUCUAAUUUUUGAAACUGUUGGAGCUUUCAAAGUAAAGCGAAAAGGUGGCAAGGGAAAACAAAUUUUUGGAAGCGUUACUGCACAGGAUCUUGUUGACAUAAUCAAGGCGCAGACACAGAGGGAUGUGGACAAAAGGAUAGUAUCCGUUCCAGAGAUCCGGGAAACAGGGGAAUACAUUGCAGAAUUGAAGCUUCAUCCUGAAGUUACUGCUAGAGUAAGGUUGAUUGUGUAUGCCAACUGAGGAAAGGCACCUUUCAAGAGAGUAGAAUCAAGCUAUAGACUUUGCUCUUUUAUUGGAUUGGACUGGUUCCUUUAAUGUACAUGAUCAUUCAAUGAUUGGAUUCAUUUUUGGAAGAUUACUCCCCCUCCUGAAAAAGAAUAUGGGAAAAAACAACGGGAAGAAGAGAUGUGAUGUCAUAUUCGACUUGGGAAGGUGAUUGGAGCGUUUAAUUUCUUCGGCAACCAAACAUUUCUUUGUAACAAACUUUGACAUUGCAUCAACUUUUCAAGGUGUACUUUUGCACAUCUCCAUUAAUUCUAGAUAAUUAACUAUUUGCUA